Molecule: messenger RNA, 943 nt
Organism: Xenia sp. Carnegie-2017
Lineage: Eukaryota; Metazoa; Cnidaria; Anthozoa; Malacalcyonacea; Xeniidae
Product: collagen alpha-1(VII) chain-like
Exons: 4
Coding region: 77-883 (268 amino acids)
Cellular component (GO): extracellular region
Molecular function (GO): peptidase inhibitor activity
Source: RefSeq, a predicted model, not a curated record
GAAUCAUCAGCCAGAACGUGAUCAGAUACAUAGAAGCAUCAAUUCAACAAACAGAUGAAAAUUUUUUUGCAAAAAAAUGAAGUCUUUCAUCGUUUAUUUUAUACUUCUUGCUUCCUUUCCUGUUAAAGUUUCAAAUUCAGAGCUUUCCAAAAAAGGAAAGUGCCCUUUGGUUUACGAAUCUGAUCACAACUGCAAGCGAAACUUCGAUUACCAAUGUUUAUUGGAUUUUGACUGCAAUGAUACCAUGAAAUGUUGCCGUACAGCAUGUAAGCAGUACAAAUGCAUCGAACCAAUCAGAAAUAGAGUUUGCAGCAAACUGACGAACAUUGCGUUCGUCUUGGACGCAUCAGGAAGUAUUGGACGAAAAUCUUUCGAAAAAAGCAAAGAUGUGAUUAAAAAAUUGCUCCAAGUUUUUCCACACGAGGAAGGCAACAGACAUGCAACAGUGGUUUACGGUGGCAAGCCUUGGAUCGUGUUCAACAAUAUUAGGAAACGAAGCAAAUAUCAAAAAACCAGCGAACUAGUGGGUUUAGUGAAUCGCAUUCCUUACAACAAUGCACCAUUAACGCGAACUGAUAAAGCUCUGAACACUAUCCACCAAGAAAUAUUCCCAAAACACAUAAAAUUUCGCGAUUACAGACCUAAGAUGAUUGUAUUGUUGACUGAUGGAAACCAGAGCACUCCACCUUAUCACGAUGGUUUAAUGGAAGAAGGGAAAAUUCUAGAUGACCAAAAUAUCAAAGUUUUUGGAGUUCUGACAGGCGAACAAAAAAAUCUCAACACUCUCCUUCACCUUUGUACCAACGAUCAAUUCUUGUUUCAGCCAGAAUUUGUUGAAGAAUUAGCUGAGGCCAUGAAACACGAAACUGAAUAUUAUUGUUAACAGCUAAAUGGAAAGUGAAAUCCUUUAAAUUUGUUAAAUAAAUUUAAUUUCUUUAUUGCA